Pan troglodytes (chimpanzee) is the source of this 4534-nucleotide messenger RNA. RefSeq lists its product as uncharacterized. Bases 108 to 728 code for a protein of 206 amino acids. The record is from RefSeq and is a predicted model, not a curated record. NCBI's taxonomy places the organism in Eukaryota, Metazoa, Chordata, Mammalia, Primates, Hominidae. The transcript has 2 exons.
CCGGGCGUGAGAAAUGGCCGGAAGUAGCUUCGAGUCCGUCAUUCAAGCAGUAGAGGCUCUGGAGAAAAACUGGAGCGCAUCUGCUUAAAGGGCCGCCCAGGGUCAGGAUGGAGGGGCAAAGUCCGAGCAGGAACACAGGCCCCAGACCAGGAAGGCAUCUUGCUAAAGAAGGGGACCCGAAACCUCAGCUACCAGCGCCGAUGGUUCAUCCUCCGAGGAAACCUCCUCUUCUACCUAGAACACUAGACCGACCAUGCACCCCGGGCCUCAUCCUGUUAGAGAACUGCCAGGUGGAACCACACCUUAAGGCCGCAGAACCCUAUGCCUUUACCAUCCUGACCCCUGGGGUGGAGGGCACAGGUGGGCGGGCCUACAAGCUGGCUGCAGAAACCCAGGAAGAGCUGGAGACUUGGCUGUGGGCACUGGCUGGCGCGAGCUGGAGGCGGCUGGCUGGGCUGCUGUCCCCCCUCCCCCCCCCCACCAAAACCCAAUACUGGGAGCUGUGCCAGGCAGCUGGCCAAGAACCCAUCUCAUCCCCAGAGGACAGUGGCUUUCUAGCCACUGUGAGUACCCCCUCCAGCUUCCAGGAGUUGCAUGAGCACUUUGGGAAGGAGAUCCGGGUGCUGCACGUGGUGCAUAGAGAGCUCCAGGCAGCCAGUGACAAUGGAGACAGCAGAUCCCAGGCAAAGAUGGAGCAGGAGCUCAACCAGUGUCUGAUGAGUGACUGAGAGAUGGACCCAAAGCUAAGAGGUACCUACUUGCCAAGACAGCAGACUGCUUCAACAGAGACCCAGGUCCUGGCUCUGUCCCUCCCUCCCUCGUCCUUACCCCAUCCCCCCCUCAUCAAAUAACAAGGCAGGAGACAGGCCCAGGUACAACAGCAGGUUCUUUUCCGAUUCCUCAAAGCGCUGCAUGGGGUGGGGGCAGAGACAGAAGAGAAUGUAAACAUUGGGUUCCACCCCCUGGAGCUCAAGGGAAGACCCUUACCCAGAUAGGGACUAACUGGAGGGGUGGAAGGGAACAAGGUGAAAGGUAUGGGUCCUGGUGAGACAAAAGCAGGGGGGCCUGAGAACACAGAGCAAGGUGGGUUUGGAGGGAGCACAGCAGGGUGCAGGAAGGGAGAUGGGGGACAUUUCCUAUUCCAGUGCAUGUCCCCUUAAAUAAACUGGGUACAGGAGCAUUAUGGAAGGAGAACCAAAGGACAGAAGACAAAGCGAGCACCCCCACCCCAGGCCAACGCCAUCCUCUGUACACAAUUACAACACAGGUCCAGAAGGAGAGCCCUGGCCAGGAAGUGGGGGACACAGGGAGGACUGAAGACAGGGAAAAGGAAGCCAGCUCCACCUCAUGGUAAGGGGAGCCAUGGAGUGUAAGAAUCUGAAACUGCUGACUCCCAUCACCAGGAGUCACCCCUGGGAUGACAACAGGCCAUUCAGGACAGCACCUAGGAGGGGACCCAGAGGGAACUGGGGCAGGAGCGACAGAGACCCCCAGCUGAGCCUCAUGGGAGAUGAGAGGCUCCAGACUCAUUUGCAGCUGCCCAUCUGUCCUGCCCGUGUAGGGAUCAGCAGCUGGCGAGGAGAUGGGGAACCAAGCCACUUUCCCCAGCAAGGGACAGCCUGACAAGGUGCUAGGGGGUGGUACCUCGGGCCAGGCCUGUUCUUGGCUGAGGGAAAGAGGGGGGCCAUGCAGUCCAGCCCCAGGGCAGAGGUCAGAAGUAAGCGUCCUGCCGGGCCUCGGCUGAGGGCCUGUCCCCACCAUCAUGGGGGCCUGGGGGCCCAUCUGCCUUUCGACGCAGCGAAAGCUUCCGGCCUUGAGCCUUCUUCUCCUGCUUCUGCCGCUCCUUCUCCUGCUUCUCUCGCUCCUUUUCCUGCUUCUCUCGCUCUUUCUCCUGCUUCUGCCGCUCCUUCUCCCGCUCCUUCUCCUGUUUCUGCCGCUCCUUCUCCUGUUUCUGCCGCUCCUUCUCCUGCUUCCGGGUCUCCUUGCUGGAACCCAAGGGGGUGCUAUUGCCAGUGGGUGAGGGAAGGGAUGGAUGCAGUCCCUCAGCAGUGACCACAGGCCCUGGGGCAGGCCCAGCACUGGCUCUGCGGAUGGGGGGCGGCGGGGACGGGGCCCCUCCAGCUGCCCGGGAGCCUCGGCUCUUGAGGCCAGGGAGGCUGAGGAGGCUGGAGGAGGGGCCCAGGGGUGGCUGUUGCCGCCGGCGCUCCUCGUGGAUGGCCCGGGACCCAUGCAGUCGCCGUGAGGGCCGAUACUGCAGCUCCCCCCGCGUUUCCCGCCACUUCUUGAGCUGGGCUGCAUUCUCCCGCUCAAUCAGUGCUUCUGUCACCGGCAGAUUGGUCACCUGCACAGAGAGGAAACGCGUACCAGAAUGGAGCUGAGGGUGGGAGCGGGCUGAGGCAGGCAGGGGCUGCGUUGAGGGCACAGGCCUACCUCAUGCACCAGGAAGUCUUCCUGCAUGCAUUGCUGGGGCAGGUUACGCAGCUGCUCCAUGGUCUCAUACAUGCCUUGGCAGGAGCGCAGCUUCUCCACCGAGCCCAGCGUGUGGCGCAGCAGGACCAGGGCCACCCGGAAGAUGAUCUUAACGCCUGCAGGGGUGGAGAGUAGAGAGCAUGGGGUGGUCAGACCCAAGAUCUCAGCCUGUCCUGAUCAGGAUAGACUCACAGCCCCCAUCCCCAUCUACUGCCAAUCUCAGAUGAGGAAACUGAGGCCCUGUGAAAGGACAUGAGCUGCUAUCAGUCUCAGGAUCUUGGCAGGGAGAGCAGGCUCUGGGUUGGUGGCAGAACUAAAAUCAGGCCUGUUUCUCCAGCCCCCAGCUGCUUAUGGUGAAACCUCCACCCAACAAGUACCUUUUGUCCAUGGACCACCAGAAAUAUGACAGAACCCCUGGUAGCCACCACAGAAACCCCAGCCCCUCAUGCCUGGAGGGCCACAGAAGUACCUUCACAGAAAAACAUGUCCCAGACACGCAGCACCGACGCCCAGGGCAGGGUGCGGGCGAAGAUGCACAUGAACCACUCCGUCAUGUAGAGCACAGGGUCAAUGCGCUGCCGCCGCAGGUGGCGAUGCGCCAGCGGGGAGGCCCGGCGCAGGAGUGCAAAAAAGAUCUCCCCGUCCAGCUGAAUGGCCUCCUGCAGGUGGGACAAGCCAUGAAAAGAGGGCCAAGUCAGCUGUGCCCCCAUCAGGGGAGAACUGGCCGGCCCUGUGGGCAGAGGCCGGGAAGGCCAGGGUGGGGCAAGGCAAGGACCUGCCUGCAGCCUGGAGGAAACGCCACAGCCCCGGAUGCACCCAGCCUCCAGACACUCACCAGCCCUGCACUGUAGUAACCUGGGAGGUACUUGUCGCAGAUCUGCACCAGGCACCAAAAGGCUUGCUGAGAAGAGCAAGAACAAGGAGGAGGGGUGGGGCCUGAGAAGCAGGGAGCAGGGAGCAGGGAGCUCCCCCAUCACCACUGUAGGCUGAGAUCCCCCCUGCCCCUCCCGGCCCAGGACCAGGGCGCUGACCUCCGCAGGCAUGUGCAUGAGCAGGACCGCAGCCACGGGGGCCUGGGCCUGGCAGUAACCCUCGUCAGGCCGGUAGAUGGUGUAGGCCUUCAGGAUUCGGUACAGGUCCUGUUGCCUGUGGGGGUUGGGGAAGACUGUGAGGGCAGUCACGGGCUGAGAGCUCUGUCCCCAAACCCAGUUCCAGAUUCGUCCCAGAGUUUAUCACCAGGCUCCUCCAUCCACCUGCCCAGUCCUGCUGAGCGAGCUUCAGCUAAAGGCUCAGCCCACAGCAGAGCACUCCAGGCCCCGGGGCUCCGCCUUUGGCUACAUACUCCACAUGGUCCUGGCCAUCCCAGCACAGGCUACACCCUCGUCCUCCUUCCUCAGCCACAUCCCAGAAACCUUCCAGGUCAUUUUCUCCAGGAAGCUUUCCACAGCCGCAGCAUCAGCCCUCCUCUAGCACUAAAUGUCUUUGUCACCCCAAAGCAGGAGCUCCCCAGGGCAGGGCCUGCCUUAUCGGUCUCACUGGAUUUCAUGGUUCUUGGGGAAGGCUUGGAAGCCAGCUGUGCCUCAGCCCUUUCUCUUGUCUCUGCAUCCAAAAGAAUAAAAUCUGUACCCUAGACCUGCUCCUCUUGAGGGUGCCCCACUGCCGUGUCCAGGACUUCUAUUCACUCAGCCCCACAUCAGAAAAGAACCCCUUACUCCAAGCCUAAGCAGCGCUGCACCCUGAAUUCCAUUCCCGCCUGCUCCUCUCCACCUCCACAGCCAUUCACAGCUCAGACCUCCAUUUCUUGCCCAUAAAAAAUGACCUCCCAGAUCCUCUCCCUGCCUCCAGUCUCACACAUCCUCCUCCUGACCACUUCCCAGAAUAGCUUUUCCCAAAACUCCAGGCAUUCAAGUGUGAUCUUCAUUUGUAUUUUAUCUGUGUACCACCCUACUAUUAUUUAGUUGGCAUUUUUUCUCCACUUUGCAAAAGCAUCCACGAAAUGACAGGUUUGAUAUGGUUAUUUUACCUAAUGCAUAUUAAAAUAAAUGUGUAACUUCCACAAGCACCC